AUGGUUACUCCCCAAGGAGAAUUUCGAGGUGCACAAGCGAAGAUAAACAUUUGGAAACCAGAAACUGAACUAGGGGAAUACAGUGCAGCGUCGAUUUCGGUUAUAGCGGAUGACGGUGCAGAAGCUGUUAGUGCUGGAUGGAGGGUCUACUCAGACAUUAUGGUGACAGUGAGCCAAGGUUCUUUGUGUCGUGGACAUUAUUUUCAGGCUGACCGUUUCCAAAAAAAAGGUUGUGAUGAUAUCAAGUGCCCAAAUUUUGUGCUGAUAUCCUCGACUAUUUCUAUUGGUGCCAUAUUCGAUCCAACAUCUAUUCUCAUGGGAAGCCAAUACGAUCCCACAUUCACUAUUUUUCAGAUAGCGAACACAAAGAAACAAGGACACCAUACUUCUACUGACAUGGGUAGUGGCCAAUUACCUUCAGAAGGAAAUUUUGGAGUGUCAAGUUUUUUCCAGCAAGUAACAGCAAUCGAUUUAAAUCAUAUAGCUAGAGCUUCCGGGAAGACGCCUCAGACAAAGACCGUUAUGACAUACGAGACAACCCCAAAUUGUUAUGGUGUGCAUGUUGAUGAUUACCGUGAGGAGUUAGGUUAUACUUUUUACUAUGGAGGCCCUGGUUAUAACAGUACUUGUCAGUAG
Molecule: messenger RNA, 636 nt
Organism: Papaver somniferum (opium poppy)
Lineage: Eukaryota; Viridiplantae; Streptophyta; Magnoliopsida; Ranunculales; Papaveraceae
Exons: 4
Coding region: 1-636 (211 amino acids)
Source: RefSeq, a predicted model, not a curated record